Messenger RNA from Durusdinium trenchii, 1959 nucleotides. The record is from the annotation of a GenBank genome assembly. Lineage: Eukaryota; Dinophyceae; Suessiales; Symbiodiniaceae.
AUGGCGAAGAGCUCCUCGUCGGCCUGGCCGGACCUCUCCGCCAGCACGGUGCCUCAGCUCUCUGCCCACGUGCACCGCCUAUCGCCGCCGCAGCGGGCGGCCGUGAGCGCCCAGACCGUGCACUUCCGAGCGCUUCGGGCAGAGGAGAUGGAUAUCGAAGAGAUGAUGGCCUUGCAUGAAGAGUGGUUCCCACUUUCUUACGACCAGGAUUUCUACGAGAAAUCUGUGGGCGGAGAGUUCUUUUCCUUGGUGGCCACCUGGAAAACAGACCAAAAAAGAUCCGAGGAGAACAUCUUGGGCAUGAUCACCAUCAGUACUGGCUGCGAACAUCAUUGGGAUGCAAUCGGACAUGUCUUAGGUGUCGAGUGCGAGACCGCAUGCCAGAGCGCGGAGGAGACUAAAGAGCUUUCCCCCCGUGCUUCGUGUCCGCCUACGAAGCACGGAGUGUUGGCUUACAUCCUCACCCUGGGCGUGGCUGAGCACUUCCGGCGCCGGGGACUGGCGCAGGAGCUGUUGCGGCGCUCCGUGGAGCAUGUGCAGGAGCAGCUCCUGGAGGUCCAGGCGAUCUUUCUCCAUGUGGCAACCUACAACAAAGCAGCAGUUCAACUCUAUGAGUCGUUGAACUUCUUUCGGCUGGAGCAUUUUCCGGCCUUCUACCAGAUCCAUGGGAAGUACUAUGACUCCUACCUUUAUGUCCUCUAUUUGCAUGAGAAGCCGCCCUGGAGAGUCCGACUUCGCCGUUGGGUGGACUCGUGGAGCCGCGGAACGCCGGGAGCACCAGACGCUCUCUCCAGGAAUCAGUGGCAGCUCACGUUAGUUGGCAUGGACGAGCCCUUGAAGGAGCCCGGUGGCAGUGCCAAUCUGGUUUUGGAGACUAGCAUAGGCUUCCCCGCAGACUUCCUCCAUGGCCUGGACAUACCCGGAUGCCGCAUUGGUGCACAGGGCUCUCGCUUCUUGAGCCUCGACGGUGCGGCACCCUACAUCCCAGCCGGGCGUCGCAAAGCACGAUCAGCCAGCCACGCCCUGGCCCUCCUGGAGGAUUGCCAAGCCUUGAGCCAGCGGCCCCUCGAGCCGCGCCACGACUCACGGCUGAGGUGGAAGCAUGUGGAAGCAUGGCGCCGCGGCUCAGAGACCUCUCAGCGCGUGGUCUCCCUGCCACCGUUGCUGCCGCGCGCGCAGGCCGCGCGGCAGGCGUCGCAGGCCGUGGUGCCAAGGCAGCCUCCACCCCACCCCGCCGGUCCUUCAAGAGAGCUUGCACCCGGGCAGAGCAGCCGGAAGGAAGGAAGUGAGCCACUGGAAGGCCGAGCAAGGAGCGCUGUUCCACCCGCACGGAGCGCACCUCGCGCGCCUCGCGCGCCGGGUAGCCGGAGCGCGGCCGCGCGGCGCAACGAUGCUCCAGUGGUCGGGCUCGACUGGUCGUCAGCCAAGGCUUGGCAUGCGACCGAGCAUUUGUUGCAGCGCUUGGUGGGGGGCGCCUCCCCACAGCCGCCACAAGCUUGUCCGCACUGCCGGAGAAAGUUCCAACCACAGUCUCUGACACGACACGCCAACGUGUGCGUUCACGUCUUCCAGAAGCAGCGGAAGGCCUUUGACGCCUUGCGCCAGCGAGUGCCACUGGAGCUGCUGACGAGGGUCCGGCGACAGAAGCAUCGUCGCGAGGUGGGCCGCAUCCCCUCCCAAUGGCGGCAGCGGAGCAAAGCCUUCCGCACGGCGAUCCGCGAGGCGCGAGCAGCGAGUCUCUCGAAGGUACGGCCGCUGCGGCGGAAUAGUGCUGGGGAUUUGGAUGAGAAAUCGCCCUGCCCCCACUGCGGCCGGAAAUUCACUGAGAUUCACUUGGCAAAGCAUGCGCCUGUGUGUCACUUGGUUCCUCUGGUUCAACGCGUGGCGCAGACGCGGCCAGAGAACAUCCGUGCAGCUGGCUGUGCUGUGGGAGGCGCGCACGACACGCGGCCGUGGUGA